This is a messenger RNA of Aspergillus sclerotioniger CBS 115572, 1128 nucleotides long. RefSeq names its product DNA repair protein RAD14 (gene rad14). The record is from RefSeq and is a predicted model, not a curated record. Gene Ontology annotation, biological process: base-excision repair; nucleotide-excision repair, DNA damage recognition; nucleotide-excision repair involved in interstrand cross-link repair. Gene Ontology annotation, molecular function: damaged DNA binding. Gene Ontology annotation, cellular component: nucleotide-excision repair factor 1 complex. Lineage: Eukaryota; Fungi; Ascomycota; Eurotiomycetes; Eurotiales; Aspergillaceae. The transcript is spliced from 3 exons. The coding region runs from base 1 to 1128 and encodes 375 amino acids.
AUGGCGACAGACCGACAGUCCACCCCACCGCCCCAGACCGGGGCCAGCGCCCCUCGUGCUCCCCUGACCCCGGAGCAGUUGCGGAGAAUUGAACUCAACCGCAUGAAGGCCAAAGCCAUCCGAGAGCAACGUAUAGCAGAACAAGCCCGGGCUGCAGGAAGCAUUGGGAAUGGACCAUCUCAAUCUACCACAGGCGUCAAACGAACCUACUCCUCCAUGACUGCCUCCGACACCCCCACGACCGUUCGCGAUGCGACCGCUACAUCAACAGCCACUCGCCCGCUCGAUUCCAUCCGACCGGCGCGCAAUUUUACGAAAUUCGUCGAGUACGACUUCUCCAAAAUCACCGAUACGAAGGGAGGGUUCCUGACGGAGGAAGACGAUCGGAAUAACAAGGCCCUGCAUGUGAGGGAUGGCAAAGAGCAGAAACCACCCCAUAUGACACAGAAGGAAUGGGAACGACAGCAGCUCUUGAAGACACUUCAUCGGGACCGUACGGGGCCGUUUGAACCCGGGCUUAGUGUGUUGGAUGAUCGAGCCCAGCAGAAGAAGUGUCGUGAGUGUGGUACCCUUGAGAUUGAUUGGAAGUGGGAGGAGUCGCUCCGGUGUUGUAUAUGUCAUGCGUGCAAGGAUAAGUUUCCCGAGAAAUAUAGUCUUCUUACGAAGACCGAGGCGAGGGAGGAUUAUCUUUUGACUAAUCCCGAACUUCAGGAUGAGGAACUCCUCCCGCAUCUAGAACGUCCGAACCCGCAUAAAUCGACCUGGAAUAAUAUGAUGUUGUAUCUGCGGUAUCAGGUGGAGGAAUAUGCCUUUUCCGAGAAGAAAUGGGGGUCGGCUGAGGCGUUGGAUGCCGAGUUUGAGCGACGCGAGAUUGAGAAGAAGCGUCGUCGGGAGGCCAAGUUCAAAGGUAAACUAGAGGAUCUGAAGAAACGUACAAGGGUUGAUGCGUACCGGCGGAAUCGCCAAGGACCUGCUGGAGGGAAUUUCGGGGAUGAUCUGGGGGUUGGUGGUGGUGGUGGUGGGAGGCAUGUACAUCAGUGGGGGAGAUCGAUUGAAGACCCGAAGACGGGGAUCGGGGUGAAGAAGUGCGUGGAUUGCGGGAUGGAAGUGGAGGAAUUGGAGUUUUAG